GUUCAGGUGUAUAUCAGUAUGUAGUGUCUCUACUUUAAAGAGUCCUCUCCUGCUGAUGUUCAGGUGUAUAUCAGUAUGUAGUGUCUCUACUUUAAAGAGUCCUCUCCUGCUGAUGUUCAGGUGUAUAUCAGUAUGUAGAGUCUCUACUUUAAAGAGUCCUCUCCUGCUGAUGUUCAGGUGUAUGUCAGUAUGUAGAGUCUCUACUUUAAAGAGUCCUCUCCUGCUGAUGUUCAGGUGUAUAUCAGUAUGUAGAGUCUCUACUUUAAAGAGUCCUCUCCUGCUGAUGUUCAGGUGUAUAUCAGUAUGUAGAGUCUCUACUUUAAAGAGUCCUCUCCUGCUGAUGUUCAGGUGUAUAUCAGUAUGUAGUGUCUCUACUUUAAAGAGUCCUCUCCUGCUGAUGUUCAGGUGUAUAUCAGUAUGUAGUGUCUCUACUUUAAAGAGUCCUCUCCUGCUGAUGUUCAGGUGUAUAUCAGUAUGUAGUGUCUCUACUUUAAAGAGUCCUCUCCUGCUGAUGUUCAGGUGUAUAUCAGUAUGUAGAGUCUCUACUUUAAAGAGUCCUCUCCUGCUGAUGUUCAGGUGUAUAUCAGUAUGUAGAGUCUCUACUUUAAAGAGUCCUCUCCUGCUGAUGUUCAGGUGUAUAUCAGUAUGUAGAGUCUCUACUUUAAAGAGUCCUCUAUACAUUAAUGCUCUGCUCCCUCUGCAGGUGCGUUACCGGGGGCAACAUCUGACUGAGGAUGUGUUUGUGAGAGUGGGCGGGGCUACCUGGCCCUGAGGUAGGGAGGAGGCGGAGUCUCAGCCCCCCCCUCCCCCCCCAUCCGACUCACCUUACGGACACACAAGGGACGUGGCUCCCCCCACCCCUCCUCCCCCCGUCUCUCCCCCGCCUUCUCUCCCCCUCCCACCCUGGCCCCCCACCCCGCCACCAUGUUGUGGUCUCUCUGCUGGGGGAGAGCCUGAGGACGCAGGACUCUGGAAGGAAACCCUGCUCCGCCGGGGGACUCACACCUGUCCCUGCUGGACCCCAACACCCUCGCAGAGUGCAGGACCCCAGAUGGCUUGAUGCCUGAGAGCAGUUACUGGCAGCUCUGCCCUCCCUCUAAGUCUGGCCUGCAGGGGGGGUUACUGAGCUCUAGUUUCCCCCCCGGCCCCGAUGCUCACCUGCAGGAGGGGGGCGACCCCCUGGAUCCCCCCCCUCUGGCUCCUCCCCCACCUGGGCCCCCGCCCCCGCCCCCCCCGCCCCCAAAAAGGCACUGCCGCUCGCUGUCGGUGCCGGAGGACCUGUCGCGCUGCCGCUACACGUGGAGGCCAAGCGCCUCGCGGGUUUGGACCCCUGUCAGCCGGACGGCCUGCCUCGCAGGGGCGGUGGGCGGGGCCUCUGGGGGAGGGGGAGGAGCCUGUCGGGCCCCCAGCUCUUCCCUGAACUCCUCCCUGCACUCCUCGUCUUCGCCAACCUUCUUCAGCCUGGCGCUGUCCCCUGACUCUCCCCUGCCCUGGAGCUUCCCCUGGGACCCCAGCGAGGCGGCGGCAGGGGGGGGCACCUGCUGCUGCUUCUUCCCGUCCUCCUGCAGCUCCUCACCCUCCCCCCUGCACCCGCCACCCCCCCCCCAGAGGCGUUUCUCCCUCUCACCGGUGCUGAUCAGAGACUCGGGGGCGUCCACCUUCUUGCCGCCCCACCCACCCCAGGUGAGACCCCGCCCCCCGAGCUGCACCGCGGGGGCCGGGGCGGUGGGAGGGGGAGGAGGUCCGGUUCCUGCCUCCCCCUCGUCGGCCUGCAGCACCCCGUCCUCCCUGCGCCGCAGUCUCCCCCCCCAGCUGCCCCGCUGCCACUCGCAACCCUGCGACCUCCUGCUGCUCAAACCGGGUUUGAAAAGGCGCCGGGACCCCGACCGCCCCCCUGCCCGACCCCUGCUGGACUUCACCAAGAUGACCCAGACGCGAAGCAUGGACCCUCAGGCUCUGGAGCGAUGCGGCGGGCGGCUGGUCUGCGGCGGUGACCUCUCCCUGGGCAUGGAGUCCUUCCUGGGAGACUUCCGACGCUCCUGCUCCCCGGCCGAGUGUUUGGGCCGGACCAGCAUCGGGCCGCUGAGCGAGAGCGACGAGGAGUGCCGCGAAGACGAGGAGGACGAGGAGGAUGACGGCGAAGAAGAUGAGGCGGCGGCGGCGGCGCAGCAGGCCGUCUUCGAGAGGGACUGUACAGAACUGGACCUGAACUUGAUAGAGGAGAACUGAGGCGUUUGUAAAUGAAGGCUGUCUCUGUUUUUUUUAUUUGGUUUUUAAGAAACCCCCCCCCCCCCCCCCUUCAUUGUCUCCUUGCCACCAAUCAGCAAGGCUCUCAGGAACAACGCCUCCUCUCAUUGGAUGAGCCGGGGGAACAGGACGACAGUGAUGAUGUGAGGCUGCCGCACAGAGAGGCUCGGCGGGAAAAAAAGGGUUUACAGUCAGAGUAAAUCUGGGGGCCCGAGGACCUGCAGACCCCUGCAGCGCUAGCAUUAGCCUGCAGUGUUAGCGUGCAACGUUAGCAUGCAGGGUGCGUCUAGCAUGGAUGAGAGCAGCCCUACGUCACUUCCAGUUUGAUAACUGUUUGAUGAAAAGCUCAGAUGACAGCGAGUGUGUUCACCCCAAAAGGGGUGGGGCCUAACAUAGAGGGAGACGAUGGGCUGCUCUCAUCUGUACUGCAGGAUGUGUGCAGCGUUAGCGUUAGCAUGCAGGUAGCUUAGCCCGGGCAUCCCGGUGUCUUCCAACAUGCUGCUGCUGAGUCAGUAACACACUUCUGUCUGAGGAGGCGCCAACCCCCCCCCCCACAGCACCCGCCAUCACACACACACCACAUACACACACACACACCCACCACAUACACACACACAAACACACAAACACACACACACACACACACACACACACACACACACACUGGGCGUGGUGUUGCGUUCAGGGUCGCUGUGUGGCGCCGGCCCUCAGACUGCAGGCAACCACUGAUGCUGUCGUUCACCUGAGUGUUCACACAUUCCUGUUCAUCCACUCACUGUGUGUGUGUGUGUGCGUGUGUGUGUGUGUGUGUGUGUGUGUGUGGGUUGGUCAUGUGACUUGUGUCCAGAUUAAAUCCAGAUAUUUAUUUUUAUAUUUAUUCAUUUCUUGUAAGAUUUCAGGAUGUCUUUGAUGAUUAUUCAUUGAUUUACAGACAAAAGGCACAUUGUUUCAGAUCGCUGCAUCAUAUUUAUUUUCACUGCUAAACUUGAAUUGAUGACUUAAAUCACUGCAUUUUAAUAUCUUAUUUAUAUCAUUUUAAAUAUAUUUGAGUAGGCCAAACAUUCAAUGCUUAUUUUUGGCCUUUUCUUUUCUUUAACAUUUCUAAUUGACAGAAACCCUCAGAUCUGUUAUAGUUGUUAUUCUCUGGGUUUGAUCUGGACUUGGACUGACUGCAGCUGUGAUUUCUGAUUAUUUUUCCCCUAAAAAGAACAAAAUGCACGUCUAAGGUGUCUGAGCGUCUGCUGCACUGAACUUAUUUACAUGUUUUUCUACUGAGAAUCACAUUCCUGCUGACACUCCCCCGACCUGCAGAGAGAUGGUCCGUCGCAGCCUGUCUAUUUACCUUUUCUACAGGUGUGUUCAUGGGGAAUCUAAUACAUCCAAUAAUCUGCACAACAUGUGUUUAAAGUGGAUGCAGGCUUCAGGUGUUGUUUGAGCAGCAUUUGUGAAAUAAUUAAGCCUCUUUUAUCUGUCGUUCAUCAUCACGUUAGCUUAAUAUUUCUGGUUGGACUUAAAGUUCAUUAUAGGAGAUGUAACGGCAAUUUCUUUACCUACACUAAACAUGACGUGAUGCUUUCAAGAACACUCAGGAUGGUCUGCUGCUGGAAAUAAAAGGUUAAUUGACUGAAACCCCAGCAGACAAUCAACAGGUAAACAUAAUUAAAACAACAAAUGGAUCAUG
Molecule: messenger RNA, 3928 nt
Organism: Eleginops maclovinus (Patagonian blennie)
Lineage: Eukaryota; Metazoa; Chordata; Actinopteri; Perciformes; Eleginopidae
Gene: fam53c
Product: family with sequence similarity 53 member C
Biological process (GO): protein import into nucleus
Cellular component (GO): nucleus
Source: RefSeq, a predicted model, not a curated record